UCCCAUGCCAGAUCUGUUCGGGCUACUUUGCGCUUGUACUGGCGGCCACAGCGAGCAUUGCAUCGACUCCAAGAUGGCGAAAGCACGUCUGGCUUGCCUCCUCACUCUCCUCUCAACUCACUGCUACUUCAGCGUGUUGGCAGUCAUACUGAGGACAGACAACAAUUCACCGUGGACAGAUGAGUUUGACAGAAUUGAAUUAUCAUGUUUGAUCGACUCCAUUUCCACAAACAAUCCUAGAAUUGAGUGGAAAAAGAUUAAAGCGGAGGGACCAAGCUAUGUAUACUUUAACAAGAAAGUUUCAGGUGACUUGGAGAAUCGAGCAGUGAUCAGAGAACCUGCCACAUUAGUGAUAACCAAUGCAACUCGAAUGGACACAGCAAAAUAUCGCUGUGAGGUCACGGCUGCUGACGACCAGAAGUCCUUUGACGAGAUUGUGAUUGACCUUGUUGUUCGAGUAAAGCCAGUUGUUCCAAAAUGCAACGUCCCCAAAUCGGUUCCUUUUGGGAAGUCAGCUGAGCUGAGUUGUUUGGAAGAAGAAGGCUUCCCCAAGUCUCAGUACCAGUGGUUUAAGGACAAAGAGGAAAUUCCUGAUGACCCAAAGAGCAGCAUGAAGUUCUACAACUCCUCAUACACGCUCAACUCGGAAACAGGAAUUCUGAAAUUCAUUUCUGUCAGAAAAGAAGACGCUGGCGAGUACUCCUGCCGAGCAAAAAAUGAUGCAGGAUACGCUGAGUGUACACUGCAGAAGAUGGAAGUCUAUGAUAUUGAUGUUGUGGGGAUUAUACUGGGAGUGGCGGUGGUGGUCAUAGUCCUUGUAUGUAUAUCAGCCGGGAUCUGCUGCGCAUAUAAGCGAGGGUACUUCGCCAGUCAAAAGCAGGCAGUGAACAAUUACAAAGUUCCAGCGAAAGGAGAUGGGAUGGACUAUGUCAGGACAGAGGAUGAAGGAGACUUCCGACAUAAGUCGUCAUUCGUGAUCUGAAAAUGGCACAAGGAUGACAGUGGGUAAAGUGCCAAGUGAAACAAGUGACGUGCGGCUGCAGUCCUCACAGUCUGAUCACGGAGCUGCCACAGUUCAUGCUCCGAGGUCUCGGGAUGACUGAAAUCCAACUUUUUCAAGUUUGCCAAAGGUGACAAGAUUUCACAAGUCAACAGUUUGCAAAACUCUUCGCAUAUAAAGUACAUAGGGACUGUUUUAUUGAAUUGCUGUAAUAAACUGUGGACUUGAAAGUUAUUUCCUGGUUCAAAAUCAAAUCCACAUGGAGAAACAGAUGACAAUACAUUGUCCCACCAAAAUCAGUCAAACAUGACACAUUUCUACAUGACACUUCAAACCGUUUGUCCUUUGUUUUACAUUUAUUUUUUACUGUUGAAAUUUGUCAGACUAUUUUUGAUGGGAUAUAUUUUAAAUGCCAAUAGAUAAAGGUUUACUUUUUUAAAUAUUUGUAAAAUACUAACUGUGUUUUUUAAUUGUAAUUAUUAUUUAGUUGUGGUUUUAAAUAUGUUACUUUAACCACUUUGCAUCAACCUGUAAGCAUUUAUACCUUUGCCAUCGGAAACAAAGAACGACUCAUCAAAGCAGAUUUGUGUCAGCAUAUCAACAAGUGGUUCAUGAUCAGCGGUCUUGCAUAUUGAAUGCUCUCCGCUGGGAUUGCCCAGUUUCUGUUGUCCAAAAAAAAAAAAAAAAAAAAAAAAACAACCUCUGUUUAUUUGUAGUCUUAGAAAGAGGUUUUGAAGAGUGCCAGUCAAAUGCUGUGAAACACUGUACGCAAUCAAUGCUGCGUUUUCUUGGUUUUAAGUGUCCUUCUCUGCUUGCUGUUCAUCUUGUAUAUAUUGAAUUUACUGUCCUGUUGGUAUACAAAUGUGCGUUCAGUAUUACACGAUUAGAAUAGAAGUUUGACAGGUUGUGUGAGUUAGCCUUCCAGACCCCUUUGCCCUUUAUGAAAACAUGCUGUAAUACAGGGUUUGUUUCUGCAGGUUUUAAAUAGAAACACAUUGAACGACUUGCGAGAGCCUUCGACCUUUACCUGGUCCUUUUAAUUGACAGUUAAAACCUGUUGUCAACAGAGCCUGUAGUAACAAAAGAUACUGCUCACACAACUUUGUGGAAUUGCAUCAGCUGUAUUAUCAAGUACGGCGGAACCAGCAAAGUAAUAGAAAUAAUAACAAACAAAAUGCAAUGUAAAGUGAAUUUGUUGAAAGGGCCACCAUAAUUAAACCUUUACUAAUGAUACAGUCAAUGUUUAAAGUCAGAUUUUAAAAUAAUAGCUGUCAUACAAGUGCCACUGCAAAAUAAAACUACUCACCCGUUGAAUAUGUCUAACACGUAAUGAAGCAAGAACAGGAAGUGAUGCUGUGACUGUGGCAUUUUAUAGGUACUGCUAGAAUUAAUUAAGUAUUGUAUGUAUCAGCCUGCAGCCAGCAUAAAAGCACAUCUUGAGUUUUUGCUGCUUCAUCGGUAUGUACUGUUUAAAAUUGAUAGUAGACAUUGUCGUCAUACCAUCCAUUGCAGCUCAGUAAAAAUGUCAUUGUCGACAAGCUUCUCUGAUAAUUUUUACAUUGCAUUUUUUACAUUUGCAUUAGGUUUCCACCAGAGGCUAUUUAUUUACAUUACUAUACAUGAAUUUGUGGAUGCAGUUUAUUUAAUUCAUUGUAUUGCUCAUAUUGUGCCGGAACGGUGGGCGACUGAUUAGCACAUCUGCCUCACAGUUCUGGGGAUCGGGGUUCAAAUCCCGGCCCCACCUCUGUGGAGUUUGCAUGUUCUCCCCGUGCCUGGGUGGGUUUUCUCUGGGCACUCCGGUUUCCUCCCACAUCCCAAAGACAUGCGCGGUAGGUUGAUUGAAGACUGUAAAUUGCCCGUAGGUGUGAAUGUGAGUGCGAAUGGUUGUUUGUUUCAUUGUGCCCUGCAAUUGGCUGGCGACCGGUUCAGGGUGUACCCCGACUCCCGCCCGAAGAUAGCUUGGAUAGGCUCCAGUAGCCCGUGACCCUAGUGAGGAGAAGCGGUAAAGAAAAUGGAUGGAUGGAUGGAUGGAUGGAUGCUCAUAUUGUCCUCUGUCACCAGAUUCUUUCCUCUAAGAUUCUAUUAUGGUUAUCCGAUCUUUUCAUCACACUUUUUGUCUUGUCAUAAGUGGUAUUGUUUUACUUCCCAUGGGCACACCACCUGUGGGAAGGGCCAACGGGGUCGGGUACAUUGGGAACUGGGUGGCGGCUUAAGGUGGGAACCUUGGUGGUCCAAUCCCCGACAACAGAGGCGGGCUCGAGGGGCGUGGAAUAUCAUCUCUCACACCUCCAAAUCUGAGGCAAUGCUCCUCUGUCGGAAAAGAGUAGAGUUAGAGGACCCCCCCCCCUAGGGUCAGGAAUGAAGUGCUGGCCAGAGUAGAGGACUUCAAGUAUCUUGGGGUCCUGCUCACUUUCUUCAUUGUCAUUUUUCUUGUCAUUCUUUGAAGGAUGUAAAUUCCAUACAUCUUUUAUGAUCAUCCUGUUUAAGCUGCUGUCCCCACAACCCAACCCCAAAUAGCGGAAGAAGUUGGAUGGAUGACUGGAUCGAUUUAUGGUAUUCUUUGAAGUGGCAUCACAAAAAAAAGAGGAAAAAAAGACGACAAAAAUUAAUCCGCAGUAGUAUUGUUGAGUUGUUUCAAUUUUGAUUUCAACCACCAAAUUCUGUUUUGACUUUUGAAGCGUAUUUUUCCAGAAACUCCAAGUUGUACAACUUUUAGGGCAGUAAACUUUGCAGGUUCAACUGAAAUUUACUAUAGGUACAAUAAUGAAAACUGAUUAAUCUCGUCUAUUUUUGCUCAUGCUUUUUUUUUUUUUUUUUUUUUUUAGCUAGAUCUUAUUUAACAUAGAUUUAUUUGCAAAUAGGGUGUGGGGUGGACAAUAUCAUUUUAGAUGUUAUAUUCAUUCCUCUUAGGGCUCUGGAAGGUUAACAAUGUUACUGAUUGUAUAUAGGUACUUUGUGUUGUUUAAUUGCAUUCAAGAUAAUGAAAAAAAAGAUCCUAUUAAAAGACAAUAUGAAACUUUCCAUUUAUAAGACUGAUAAAAAGGUAACAUUAAACCAUUACAUUCAUAGCAUGUUGGCAGCUUGGCAAAAUGUGACACCAUGUUUCCACACUGAGCCAUGUGACUGUUAGACAGCUGAGCGAUUCACUUUCUUCAUUAAGUCAUUUUUCUCGUCAUACUUUGAAGGAUGUAAAUUCUAUACAUCCUUUAUGAUCACCUUGUCCAUGAAUCUGUGCACAAUGUUAACUGAAUAUCAUCAUGGCAGAGAAGCAUUUGCACGUGGGAAUUUGUUCAUACCGCUUUGUGAACAUUUUAAGAUAGUCAACAUGCUAACGAAAAUGAGUUUACACUACCGCAAAACUCAUUUGAGAUCACUAAUGGAGCCAAACUGAGGUAAAGGAGUCAUGCAGGCUCCCCCUUCAUUUAUACAAAUUUCAUUCCUCCCCAAGUGCCUUCUGCCGUUAAAAUUGAUGUUUCUCUCACCCACUUCUGUUAUUCUGCCUGAGGUUUCAUGUUUUUAUUUAUUAAUCCACAAGCAUGGCGUUUGAGAGGAAUGAUAUAACCACAAAUUCCUGCUUUCCGUCUUCACAUAUCUGCAAAUUUGUAGAUAUUUUUUCCCCAUAGAUUACAGUAGACAUGCUGAAAUAGACAGAAAUAUAUUGCUGUAGUGCCUAAAUAUAGUGGAAAAUAUUUUUGCUAAGGACACUAUUAGGCAACAGAAUACUACUCGCUUGUAUUGACUGUUUGUAAAACUCAUAUUGCUGCAAGGUUGCAAAUGGAGCGCUUUAACGUCACCAUUUCACAAACCACAAGUCAUGUCAGCUUGGAACGGCAAAACAUGUAUGACAUUUACAUGUCAUUUCACACGGAAAACAGGUGUUAAAGAUUAUCUACACGCAGUUACUGUGUAGUUGUUUUUUAUAUUCAAGGGCAAUCUGAACUGAACAGUCACACAGUACUGUCUUUAUUUUACUAUUCACUAUGCCAUGAAAACAUGUUGUCAUCUAAACUCACACGUUCUUUGAGGGCUUAAUGGGGGGAUUUGUCCGUUCUAGAACCACUCUAUUUGUGAUUAAUAAAACUCACUUCAAAUAUUAA
This is a messenger RNA of Phyllopteryx taeniolatus (common seadragon), 5097 nucleotides long. RefSeq names its product junctional adhesion molecule 3b (gene jam3b). The record is from RefSeq and is a predicted model, not a curated record. The coding region runs from base 5 to 982 and encodes 325 amino acids. Gene Ontology annotation, molecular function: protein homodimerization activity; protein heterodimerization activity. Lineage: Eukaryota; Metazoa; Chordata; Actinopteri; Syngnathiformes; Syngnathidae. The transcript is spliced from 9 exons. Gene Ontology annotation, biological process: cell adhesion; angiogenesis.